Molecule: messenger RNA, 1203 nt
Organism: Cajanus cajan (pigeon pea)
Lineage: Eukaryota; Viridiplantae; Streptophyta; Magnoliopsida; Fabales; Fabaceae
Product: stress response protein
Source: RefSeq, a predicted model, not a curated record
GAUUCGGACCCAUGCUUUUGGUUUCGCCACUUCUGAACACGUUUCUCUCGCUUCUUCUCUCUCUCGCCGUCGUCGUCGCCAAGUUCGUUUAGGUUUCGCGAUAGAAUGAUAAAGAGGAGGUUCUACAAGCUCGACCACGGUGAUCGUGAUGCCUCGGAUCCGUCGUCUUCAUCCUCGGACUCCGAGCUUGAAGUCGAACCUGAAGCCUCUGAAGAAGAAUUGGAUGACGAUGCAGUUGCAGAAGUGGAACCGAGCGAUGACGAAGCUGGUUCAACUUCUUCUGGGUAUAAAAGCGAGGAUAGUUCUGCGAAUGAUAUUGAUGUCAACUCAGCAGGUCAGCUAUUUAGUGAAGAUGAUGCUGGAGCUUUAAAUGAAAGACAAAUGCUUAUUAACAGGGAGUUGCUGAGUAAAUGUGAUACUGAAAAGUCUAAUGUCUUGGCUGAAAAGAACUCCUUACCUACAGAUUUGCCAUCCUAUGUCUUAAAAUGCAAAUCAGUAUUUAAGUGCAGGAUAUGUCCCCGAAUUGUCUGUUUAUCUGAGGACACUUUGCGGGAUCAUCUGCAAUCAAAGAGACAUGCUCGAUCUGAAAAACUACUAAAUGAAGGAAGACUGAAGGCUAUGCUCAACAGUGAUGGUGAAAUUGAGAACCAAGAAAUCGCAGAGAUUCAAACUAAAGAUAUUGAGGAUAAUGCUGAGAAGAAUCACAAAGGGCAGAAGCAGCAUAAAAAGAGAUUGAGAAAGAAGAAAAGUGACAAAGCAAAAACAAGGAAAAUGCCAUCAACGAAAGAACCAGCCAAGAGAAGGCGUAAGAAAUGACAGCUCUAAUCUGUAGUAUUCAGCAUUUCGUGGAGCAAAUUUUCCCGCCACUACAACUUGCUUUCGUGUGAAAGUCUGCGUAGUAAAUAUGCUCUACCGAUGGUGUUUUUUGAGCCCGCCUUCCCCAUCUGUUCUAUAUUUUCCUUUUCUCAUUCCCUCUUUGAUUUGUUCAACAUUGCCCUCUGCUUCCUUCAAUGUUUUUCAAGAGUAUUUAUUUUUGCUUUUGCCGUGGUAUACAAAUGUAACCGAAAUCAAAGUUGUCUUUUACUAAAUAGAUUAUCUGAGGUUAACUUUAUUUGUGAUUUGGUCAGAAAAUGUUGAAUUGUAUUACAUAUUGAACACGGACUGUGAUGCCUUAUAAGAAUCUAAUGAUAACGGUAACCGAAA